AUGCCACCUUGGAACUCUGCAAGAACGAAGGUUCAAAUACGUCUUUCCAUACAACGAUUACGUUCACUUCAAGAGAAGAAGCUAGCUUUGGCUAAGAAGAGUAGAAGAGAGAUCGCCGAUUUGCUAUUGAAGAACCGAGUGGAGACGGCUAGAUUGAGGGUCGAGGGGUUGAUACAGGAUGAUAUAUACGUGGAACUGUUGGAAUUACUCGAACUGUAUUGUGAAUUACUACAAGCCCGAUUCAAUCUUCUUGAUUCUUCAACUGCUACCGAACCUGAACCUUCCAUUUCCGAUGCUGUUUGCUCUAUCGUCUAUGCUGCUCCUCGUACGGAAUUGAAAGAAUUGCACGUUUUACGAGAAUUUUUGAUGCACAAAUACGGUCGUAAUUUUGCUCUUUCUCUCCUUCCGACCGAAUUAACACAACCUGGUGUCCCUUCAAGAGUUUUAUCAAAAAUGUCACUUUUCACUCCUUCUCCAGAUCUCGUCGAUGCUUAUUUAUCCGAAAUAGCUCGAGGUUAUAAUGUCCCUUACGAAUCCCCUCUUCCUCCUCUCGAUUCAGCGGUAGUAGGUGCCGAAAAAGAGUCUUCUCCCGAAGAUGAAGAUGGAGAUGGUGGACUAGCAUCAGACGACAAUCUAAAAGGAAAAGAAACAGGAAAAGGAAAAGGAAGAGACACAGGAAAAGGAAAGGAGAAAGAGAGUGAUAAAGAGAAGAGUCCUCCGAAAGAGGCGAUAACGAAAGAUAAGACGACAUUCCCACCACCAGCUCAAGAGACACAAGUCUGGGGAAAGAAAGAUACAGAGGAAGAUGAACUUGCUAGACGGUUCGCUAAGUUGAAGGAACUGAGAUGA
Messenger RNA from Tremella mesenterica DSM 1558, 849 nucleotides. RefSeq lists its product as uncharacterized. NCBI's taxonomy places the organism in Eukaryota, Fungi, Basidiomycota, Tremellomycetes, Tremellales, Tremellaceae. The record is from RefSeq and is a predicted model, not a curated record. Gene Ontology annotation, biological process: protein transport. The coding region runs from base 1 to 849 and encodes 282 amino acids. The transcript is spliced from 5 exons.